CAAUCCCACUAUCCCAUUUCCAUUCUCUCUUUGCAUCAUUUCAUGAUUUUCAUCCCAACUCAAAUUUCAUGAUACAGAUGCUUGCAACUUCAGACUUGAUCAAAGUUCUCAACUGCUUAAACCCUAGGCUCCCAUAUUCGACCUCGUUCUUCUCCCACAUCCAAACACAUCAAAUCAAAUUUCGUUCCUCACUCACAAAUCAUCAUUUCCUCGAUCAUAACCUUCCCAUAUUACCCAAAUCUCUAACAAGAAACACAAACACUAUGAUCAGUAUGAUGGCUUCUCUCCAGCUCCUAAACCCCAUAAUGUUCGCGGGAAAACGAAGCGCCCGCGCGUGGACUAGAAGGGCGCCUCCACGUGCGUGCCUUAAAGUGGACGUGCGCGCACUCGUUCAAAGGAAGCCGCCGCCGCCGACGGCGGGGAGGAGUCAGGAGGUGAUGGAGGCGGAGAAGAAGGUUAUGGUAGGGACAUACAAAAGACCACCGGUGGUGAUCGCGAGUGGCAAAGGGUGUAAAUUGUACGAUCCUGAAGGGCGAGAGUAUUUAGACAUGAUGUCCGGGAUUGCUGUUAAUGCUCUUGGACAUGGUGAUCCGGAUUGGAUACGGGCCGUUACAGAACAAGCCCAUGUUCUCACUCAUGUUAGCAAUAUCUACUAUUCCAUCCCUCAGGUGGAGUUGGCAAAACGGCUGGUGGCGAGCUCCUUUGCUGAUCGUGUCUUUUUCUCAAACUCUGGAACUGAAGCGAAUGAAGCUGCCAUCAAAUUUUCCAGGAAGUUCCAAAGAUUUUCAUACCCUGAGAAGAAAACGCCUGCAACAGAAUUCAUUUCUUUCACUAACAGCUUUCAUGGGAGGACGAUGGGGUCUGUCUCUUUGACGAGUAAGGAGCAUUAUCGAACACCAUUUGAGCCUCUCAUGCCUGGAGUCACUUUCUUAGAGUAUGGAGAUGUACAAGCUGCCAGAAAGCUUAUUAGCUCUGGAAAAAUAGCUGCUGUGUUUGUUGAACCUAUCCAGGGUGAAGGUGGGAUAAAUAGUGCAACUAAAGAAUUUUUGCAAGCCUUGCGUGGUGCUUGUGAUGAUUCGGGGUCUCUUCUCGUCUUUGAUGAGGUUCAAUGUGGUUUGGGUCGAACUGGUUAUCUCUGGGCGCAUGAAGCUUAUGGUAUAUUCCCAGAUAUAAUGACCCUGGCCAAGCCUCUAGCAGGAGGACUUCCCAUAGGAGCUGUAUUAGUGACUGAGAAGGUUGCUGCUUCAAUAAAGUAUGGAGAGCAUGGAAGCACUUUUGCAGGGGGACCCCUCAUAUGCAAUGCCGCCCUUGCCGUCUUGGACAAAAUUUCCAAGCCUGGCUUUCUCAGAAGCGUCUCGGACAAAGGUCAGUACUUCAAAGAAGUGCUGACAAAGAAGCUCGGCAAAAAUCCGCAUUUUAGAGAAGUACGUGGUUUGGGGCUCAUUGUUGGGUUAGAGCUGGACGUAUCUGCUUCACCGCUUGUGGAUGCUUGUCGGAAUUCUGGUUUGCUAAUUAUAACAGCCGGAAAAGGAAAUGUCAUCAGGCUUGUGCCACCAUUGAUCAUCUCUAAGCCAGAGUUGGAACAGGCAGCUGAGAUUAUACUUGAAUGUUUGCCUGCCCUUGAUGGCUCUACUUGAAAUUGGUGUUGAAGUAAGUAGUUAACUCGAGUUAAUUUACAUAUUGCAACAGUUAGUUGUUGAGAUUUAUCUGAACCGAUGUAUUUUACUACAAGGUAGUUUAUGAUGUCUUUUGUCCA
Argentina anserina (silverweed cinquefoil) is the source of this 1756-nucleotide messenger RNA. Its product is annotated as acetylornithine aminotransferase, mitochondrial-like. Gene Ontology annotation, cellular component: chloroplast stroma. The transcript is spliced from 3 exons. Gene Ontology annotation, molecular function: identical protein binding; transaminase activity; pyridoxal phosphate binding. Gene Ontology annotation, biological process: arginine metabolic process. The record is from RefSeq and is a predicted model, not a curated record. NCBI's taxonomy places the organism in Eukaryota, Viridiplantae, Streptophyta, Magnoliopsida, Rosales, Rosaceae. Bases 69 to 1637 code for a protein of 522 amino acids.